Coffea eugenioides is the source of this 675-nucleotide messenger RNA. RefSeq names its product probable carboxylesterase 16. The transcript has a single exon. NCBI's taxonomy places the organism in Eukaryota, Viridiplantae, Streptophyta, Magnoliopsida, Gentianales, Rubiaceae. The coding region runs from base 1 to 675 and encodes 224 amino acids. The record is from RefSeq and is a predicted model, not a curated record. Gene Ontology annotation, molecular function: hydrolase activity.
AUGCAAAACCCUCAAGUCGAUGAUGGCCUCAGCUCAUCCUUUGGAGUCACUUCUCGUCCUCGUGAGGAGUCCAUCUCCGCCGCCAAUCCUUCCUUCACCGACGGAGUUGCCACCAAGGACAUCCACAUCGACCCCUUGACCUCUCUCGCCCUUCGAAUCUUUCUUCCUGACUCCUGCCACGAUUCCGCUUUCAAGUCCCGAUCCAUCAAAUCAAGGGCUAAGGAUAUUCGACCAUUCGAUUAUUCUGAUCCCAGAUCCGAUUUGAACCAACUUCUUCUCCGGCGGAACAGCUAUGGCUCUGCCAAUGGAGUCACUACCACAACGCCGACCGUGACCAUCCGAAAUCAGAAUCAUCGGAGAAAUAGCUACGGCUGUAGUAGUGACAAUGUCAAUUUGAAAUCGGAUAGUGGGGUUUACGGAGGAUAUAAUCCUAGAAACAAAAAUUGUCAAAAAUUGCCCGUCAUAUUGCAGUUUCACGGUAGAGGGUUCGUGAGUGGGAGCAAUGCUUCAGUGGUGAAUGAUUUCUUUUGCAGGCGGAUUGCCAAGGCGUGUGAUGUCAUUGUGUUGGCUGUUGGUUACAGGUUAGCCCCUGAGAAUCGGUAUCCGGCUGCAUUCGAGGAUGGGUUGAAGGUGCUGCAUUGGUUGGCUAAGCAGGCCACCACCCCUCUUCUAUGA